Molecule: messenger RNA, 2322 nt
Organism: Pocillopora damicornis (cauliflower coral)
Lineage: Eukaryota; Metazoa; Cnidaria; Anthozoa; Scleractinia; Pocilloporidae
Product: tRNA (uracil-5-)-methyltransferase homolog A
Biological process (GO): RNA processing
Molecular function (GO): RNA binding; RNA methyltransferase activity
Source: RefSeq, a predicted model, not a curated record
AUGGCGGACGAGGAAACAGAUCUUGCAAAUGGAGAGGGUUCAUCCACCAAUGAGCAGUCCAGUCUGCUUCCUGAGGAAACAUCAAGUGUUGGCAAAGUCGUCUCAUCGCCUAUUCCCGGAUUUCCACCUUUUUUCCAAUUCGCAAAACUGCAAACCGAAGCAAGUGGAUGGAAUUCUGAUGUGACAACAGCAACUGAGUUCACGAGGUGCAGUGAUGCAAUGACAGACACAGCAUCAUUCGUGGAUAACGCAGGGGUCAGCCACGAUAACGCAGUUGAUUCGUCACUGUCAGGUAGUGCUGCAGCUGAAUCAACGCCUGUCGAUGGAGUUGACGUGAUUGAAAAUAUGGAAAAACGCGAAAAUGUACCCGAGCAGGAAGAUGGCGAGGUGGACCACGAGGGUCUAGACAAAGAAGAUGAGGAUGGCGCAAUAAACGAUGAGCCAGACGAAGAAGAGGCAGAAUCGGAUCCUUAUUUUUACACUAAGCGAGAUGAAUUUACCUCCGAGAUUUAUAAGAUAGAACUUCAAAAUCUUCCCAAGAAAUGUGGUUAUAAGCAAUUCAAGAAGAUGAUUGCAAACAGACUCAAUGUAAGACCAGUAAAAGUGAAACUACCCCCAGGAGCAAAUCACGCCUAUGUCACCUUCAGGAAUGAAGAGGAAAGGAGGCUGGCCAUCAGAUCAUUAUCAGGACACAAGUGGAAGGGGAGAGUGCUUUCUGCUAAGCCAGCCCAGCCACUUCCUGAUCCUCUAGCUCUGCAGCGAGCAGAAGGAUUGGCAAGAAAAAGGAUGAUUCAGGAUGCAGCGCGUUCAAACGUAGAUGCCAAGAGAAUAAAAGUUGAUGAAGAUGAAGGAGAAGAGCUAGCCAUUUCUGUCAGGUUAAACCAUGUUGUGACCCCUUUGUGGGAUCAGCCAUACAGCAAGCAAAUGGAAACUAAGAGGAGUAACAUGCUGGAGAUUUUGGGGAAACUCACUAGAAAGUUGAAAGCCAUAAUGGUGCUGAAGAACAACUGGGUGGAACAAGAAAGUGCUAAAAGAAAUGGAAUUUGUUGUGAGCUUCUGGACUGUGUUGAAUCACCUGUUCUCGAUGGGUAUCGAAAUAAGUGUGAGUUCACUAUAGCUGAAGGUCCUGAUGGAGCUAAAACAGUUGGAUUCCGCCUUGGUUCGUAUAAAGAGGGUUAUAGUGGAGUUGUAGAGCCAUCUGAAUGUAUUCAUAUUUCAGAUAAGGCCAAGGCCAUUGCUAAGGCUUUUCAGACUUAUGUACGGAAGUCGCCAUUGCCAGUAUAUGAUCUCUGUUUCCACACUGGAUAUUGGCAAACAUUGACAGUUCGAAGCACUAUGUAUGGUGACACCAUGGCUGUGCUACAGUUCAGCCCUCAAAAAAUGACUAAGGAAGAAAUUGAAGCAGAAAAGGAACAAAUCAGUGAAUAUUUCAAAACAGGAGAAGGGAAAGAUGUAACACUUACAUCACUCUAUCUUCAAAUAAAUCACACAAGGGCUGUAGGAGGAAAUGCAGAGGCUCCUUUUGUUCAUAUCAUGGGAGAUGAGCAUAUUUAUGAAGAGCUUUGUGGAUUGAAAUUCAGAAUAUCUCCUGAUUCCUUCUUUCAAGUGAACACCAAGGCAACUGAAAAGUUAUUUGACUUGCUGAAAGAGUGGUGUGGUGACCACCUAGACGAAACAGUGGUACUUGACAUAUGUUGUGGUACUGGAGCCCUUGGUCUAUGUCUGGCCCAGAGCGUGAAGCGAGUGAUAGGUGUCGAGAUUAUCGAAAAUGCUGUGGAAGAUGCCAAAGCUAAUGCGGAUUUAAACGGGGUUUCAAACGCUCAGUUUGUCUGUGGGAAAGCGGAAGACAUCAUUGUUGACGUGUUCAAGAACAUGCCGAGAAAAACUAAGAUCAUCGGCAUCAUGGACCCACCCCGAGCUGGACUUCACCAGUCAGUUAUACACGCAAUCAGGAAGAGUCGUCGGAUGGACAAACUGAUAUACGUGUCAUGUAACCCAAGCGCUGCUUUCGUGAACUUUCUCGAUCUAUGUAGGCCAACCUCAAAGAGGAUCAAAACAGCACCAUUUCGCUUGGUUAAAGCCGUACCUGUGGAUCUUUUUCCUCAUACUAAACACUGUGAAUUAUUGCUGCUGUUUGAGAGAGACAUGACCUCUGUGGAUGCAGCAAAGUUUUACAAGUGGUACUACUAAACUGGUCAUCAAGGUGUACUUACCUUCAUCGAUCAGGAAAUAGUUAAUAUAACAAGUUUAGGUUUAUGAUUUCGAGUUUUUGAGUUUGAAUAAUUUGUUUCUUUUUCUGUUUAACGUUAAUGAAUAACCCGC